This is a messenger RNA of Thalassophryne amazonica, 6610 nucleotides long. RefSeq names its product myosin, heavy chain 10, non-muscle (gene myh10). The transcript has 45 exons. Gene Ontology annotation, cellular component: myosin complex. The record is from RefSeq and is a predicted model, not a curated record. Lineage: Eukaryota; Metazoa; Chordata; Actinopteri; Batrachoidiformes; Batrachoididae. The coding region runs from base 146 to 6157 and encodes 2003 amino acids. Gene Ontology annotation, molecular function: ATP binding; actin filament binding; cytoskeletal motor activity.
UGGUGGUGGGGGAGUACCACUGAUGAGAGGAGGGAAGCUUUUAGUGCACAUUCCAGCCAUUAGCUGAAUACCGUUAAAUACGCGGACAGGCUUUCUCCUCCCUCGUGUGGAAGCCUAGUGUGGUGUGCUUCAGACUCCUGCAGUAAUGUCACAGCGGAGUGGGCAGGAGGAUCCGGAGAGGUACCUGUUUGUGGAUCGUGCUGUGGUCUAUAACCCGGCUGCACAGGCUGAUUGGACUGCCAAGAGGCUAGUAUGGAUCCCCUCAGAACGCCAUGGUUUUGAAGCUGCCAGUAUUUGUGAGGAGCGUGGUGAUGAGGUGAUGGUGGAGCUGGCAGAGAAUGGAAAGAAGGCAGUGGUGAACAAGGAUGACAUACAGAAGAUGAAUCCACCCAAAUUCAGUAAAGUGGAAGACAUGGCUGAGCUUACCUGCCUAAAUGAGGCCUCUGUCUUGCACAACCUUAAAGACCGUUACUAUUCUGGCCUCAUUUACACAUACUCUGGUCUCUUCUGUGUGGUUAUAAAUCCCUACAAAAACCCGCCAAUCUAUUCUGAGAACAUUAUUGAGAUGUACAGAGGCAAAAAGAGACAUGAAAUGCCUCCUCACAUCUAUGCCAUCUCUGAGUCUGCUUACAGAUGCAUGUUGCAAGACCGAGAAGACCAAUCCAUUCUUUGCACAGGUGAGUCAGGGGCUGGCAAGACGGAAAAUACAAAAAAGGUCAUUCAAUACCUGGCACAUGUUGCCUCCUCACACAAAGGAAGGAAAGACCACAACAUCCCUAGUGGACACCUCUUGUAUGGUGAAUUGGAACGUCAGCUUUUGCAAGCAAACCCCAUCUUGGAAUCUUUUGGGAAUGCUAAGACGGUGAAAAAUGACAACUCGUCACGUUUUGGGAAAUUCAUCCGGAUUAACUUUGAUGUCACUGGAUAUAUUGUUGGGGCCAAUAUUGAAACUUACCUCCUGGAAAAAUCCAGAGCUAUUCGUCAAGCCAAAGAUGAGCGCACCUUUCACAUUUUCUACCAGCUGCUAGCUGGGGCUGGAGAACACCUCAGAUCGGACCUACUUCUGGAAGGAUUCAGUAACUAUCGUUUCCUGUCCAAUGGAAACAUCCAAAUCCCGGGCCAGCAAGACAAAGACAACUUCCAUGAGACGAUGGAAGCCAUGCACAUAAUGAGCUUUUCCCACGAGGAGAUUUUGGCAAUGCUGAAGGUGGUAUCGUCAGUCCUUCAGUUUGGUAACAUUGUCUUCAAGAAGGAGAGAAACAGUGACCAAGCCUCUAUGCCUGAUAAUACAGCUGCUCAAAAGCUGUGCCAUCUGCUGGGAAUGAAUGUAAUGGAAUUUACAAGAGCGAUUCUGUCUCCAAGGAUUAAAGUUGGAAGAGACUAUGUCCAGAAAGCACAGACUAAAGAGCAGGCUGACUUUGCAGUGGAGGCCCUGGCUAAAGCAACAUAUGAGCGUCUGUUCCGAUGGCUGGUUCAUCGCAUUAAUAAAGCUCUGGAUAGGACUAAACGACAAGGUGCCUCCUUCAUCGGCAUUCUGGAUAUUGCCGGUUUUGAGAUCUUCCAGUUGAACUCAUUUGAGCAGCUUUGCAUCAAUUAUACAAAUGAGAAACUGCAGCAGCUCUUCAACCACACAAUGUUCAUCCUUGAGCAGGAAGAGUACCAAAGGGAGGGUAUCGAAUGGAGCUUCAUUGACUUUGGCCUUGAUCUGCAGCCCUGUAUUGAUCUUAUUGAGAGACCGGCAAACCCUCCAGGAGUAUUGGCUUUGUUGGAUGAGGAGUGUUGGUUUCCCAAGGCCACAGACAAGACAUUUGUUGACAAGCUUAUCCAGGAACAGGGAACACACACAAAGUUCCAGAAGCCUCGUCAGCUCAAAGAUAAGGCUGACUUCUGCAUCAUCCACUAUGCUGGCAGGGUGGACUACAAGGCAGACGAGUGGCUAAUGAAGAAUAUGGACCCCUUGAAUGACAAUGUAGCUACACUUCUACAUCAGUCAGCGGACAAAUUUGUGGCUGAACUAUGGAAAGAUGAGAUUCAGAUCAUUCAAAGGGCUUCUUUCUAUGACAGUGUCUCUAGUCUGGAUGAGCCGGCAGUGGACCGGAUAGUUGGCCUGGACCAAGUGGCAGGAAUGAAUGAAACUGCUUUUGGUGCCACGUACAAAACAAAAAAAGGCAUGUUUCGUACAGUGGGACAGCUUUACAAGGAGUCCCUCAGCAAGCUGAUGGCCACACUGAGGAAUACCAACCCCAACUUUGUCCGCUGCAUCAUUCCUAACCAUGAAAAAAGGGCUGGUAAACUGGAACCUCAACUGGUUCUAGACCAGUUAAGGUGUAAUGGAGUCCUAGAGGGGAUUCGCAUCUGUAGACAAGGCUUUCCCAACCGCAUUGUCUUCCAGGAAUUCCGACAGAGAUAUGAGAUCCUCACUCCCAAUGCUAUUCCCAAGGGAUUCAUGGAUGGGAAGCAGGCCUGUGAGAGAAUGAUCCAAGCUCUGGAGCUAGAUCCCAACCUGUACCGUAUUGGCCAAAGUAAGAUUUUCUUUAGAGCUGGUGUUUUGGCCCACUUGGAAGAGGAGAGAGAUCUGAAGAUCACUGACAUAAUAAUCUACUUCCAGUCUGUUUGCCGUGGCUAUUUGGCUCGGAAGGCAUUUACCAAGAAGCAGCAGCAGUUAAGUGCCCUGAAGGUGCUCCAGAGGAAUUGUGCUGCCUACUUGAAACUGCGACACUGGCAGUGGUGGAGACUGUUCACCAAGGUGAAGCCUCUGCUGCAGGUAACCAGACAGGAGGAGGAGCUGCAAGCUAAAGAUGAGGAGCUGGUAAAGGUGAAAGAAAAACAGCUCAAAGUUGAGAACGAGCUCAUAGAGAUGGAAAGGAAACAUCAACAGCUCGUGGAAGAGAAGAACAUUCUAGCAGAGCAGCUCCAGGCAGAGACGGAGCUGUUUGCUGAGGCUGAAGAGAUGAGAGCCCGUCUGGCUUCUCGAAAGCAAGAGCUGGAGGAAAUACUUCAUGACCUUGAAUCUAGGGUGGAAGAAGAGGAAGAGCGAAACCAGAGCUUGCAGAAUGAGAAGAAAAAGAUGCAGUCACACAUCCAGGACCUGGAGGAGCAGCUAGAUGAGGAGGAAGCUGCCAGACAGAAGCUGCAGCUGGAUAAAGUGACCGCAGAGGCUAAGAUCAAGAAGAUGGAGGAGGACAUCCUGCUACUGGAGGACCAGAACUCAAAGUUCACCAAGGAGAAAAAGCUCCUGGAGGACAGGAUCAAUGAGAUGAGCUCCCAGCUGACCGAGGAGGAGGAGAAGGCAAAGACCCUUGGGAAAGUUAAGAACAAGCAGGAGAUGAUGAUGGUUGACCUGGAGGAGCGCUUGAAGAAGGAGGAAAAAACCCGCCAGGAGCUAGAAAAGGCCAAACGCAAACUGGAUGCUGAGACAUCUGACCUGCAGGACCAGAUUGCUGAGCUCCAGGCCCAAAUAGAGGAGCUAAAGAUCCAGCUUGCCAAGAAGGAGGAGGAGCUACAGACUGCUCUUGCCAAGAGUGACGAGGAGGCAGCCCAGAAGAACAACGCCUUGAAGCAAGUUCGGGAGCUACAGGCCCAGCUUAGUGAACUCCAGGAAGAUCUAGAGUCAGAGAAAAUGUGUCGGAGUAAAGCCGAGAAACUCAAGAGGGACCUGAGUGAGGAGUUAGAAGCUCUGAAGACGGAGCUGGAGGACACGCUAGAUACCACGGCCGCCCAACAGGAGCUCAGGACCAAGAGAGAACAAGAGGUGGCUGAGCUAAAGAAGGCAAUAGAAGAGGAGACCAGAAACCAUGAGGCCCAGAUCCAGGAAAUGAGACAGAGGCAUGGUACAGUGUUGGAGGAACUCUCUGAACAGUUCGAUCAGGCCAAGAGAUUCAAGGCCAACCUAGAGAAGAACAAGCAGAGCCUGGAGAGUGAGAACAAGGAGCUGGUCACUGAGGUGAAGUGUUUGCAGCAGGCAAAGACAGAGUCAGAAUAUAAGAGGAAAAAACUGGAGGCCCAGCUUCAGGAGUUCAUGGCCCGAGCUACUGAGGUAGAGCGGGCCAGAGGAGAGUUAGCGGAACGCUCACACAAACUGCAGACUGAGCUGGACAGUGUGUCCGCCCUGCUGGACGUGGCAGAGAAGAAAAGCAUCAAGCUAGCCAAAGAUGCUGACAGCUUGGAAAGCCAACUACAAGAUACGCAAGAGUUGUUACAGGAGGAGACGCGUCAGAAGCUCAACCUGAGCAGUUGUAUCCGCCAGCUGGAGGACGAGAAGAACACAUUGCUGGAGCAACAGGAGGAGGAUGAGGAAGCACGGCGCAACCUUGAGAAGCAGCUGCAGACUGCACAGGCUCAGCUCUUUGAUACAAAGAAGAAGCUCGAGGAAGAUGUUGGGAUGAUGGAAGGCCUCGAGGAGGUGAAGCGAAAACUCCAGAAGGACAUGGAGCUGACCAGCCAGUGCCUGGAGGAGAAGGUCAUUGGUAUGGACAAGAUGGAGAAGACCAAGAACCGGCUGCAGCAGGAGCUAGAUGAUUUAAUGGUGGACCUGGAUCACCAGAGACAGAUUGUGUCCAACCUGGAGAAGAAGCAGAAAAAGUUUGACCAGUUGCUGGCAGAGGAGAAGACCAUUUCCGCUCGUUAUGUUGAGGAGCGUGACCGUGCUGAGGCGGAGGCUAGGGAGAAGGACACUAAGGCGCUGUCUAUGGCCAAAGCUCUAGAGGAGGCCUUGGAGGCCAAAGAGGAGCUUGAGAGGAUUAACAAACAGUUGCGUGCUGAAAUGGAGGACCUGAUGAGCUCCAAAGAUGAUGUGGGCAAGAACGUCCAUGAACUAGAGAAGUCAAAGCGCACACUGGAGCAGCAGGUGGAGGAGAUGAGAACUCAGCUUGAGGAGCUGGAGGACGAGCUACAGGCCACAGAGGAUGGCAAGCUGCGCCUGGAGGUCAACAUGCAGGCAAUGAAGGCCCAGUUUGACCGUGACCUGCAGGCCAGAGAUGAGCAGGGAGAGGAGAAGAAGAGAGCGUUGGUCAAACAGGUCCGUGAGAUGGAGGGGGAGCUGGAGGAUGAGCGCAAGCAGAGGGCGUUAGCUGUGGCUGCCAAGAAGAAGCUGGAAAUGGACCUGAAUGAAUCAGAAGGACAUGUUGAAGCCGCAAACAAAGGCAGGGAUGAGGCCAUCAAACAGCUACGGAAACUACAGGCCCAGAUGAAGGACUAUCAGAGAGAGUUGGAGGAGGCCAGAGCCUCCAGAGAUGAGAUCUUCACACAGUCCAAAGAGAAUGAGAAGAAACUCAAGAGCCUUGAAGCUGAAAUCUUACAGCUGCAAGAGAACCAUGCAGCAUCAGAGAGGGCGCGCCGCCAUGCUGAACAGGAAAGAGAUGAGCUGGCUGAUGAGAUCUCCAACAGUGCCUCAGGAAAGUCGUCAUUGCUGGAUGAGAAGAGGAGGCUGGAAGCUCGAAUCACACAGCUUGAGGAGGAACUGGAGGAGGAGCAGGGAAAUAUGGAGCUGCUCAACGACCGCUUCAAAAAAGCUAACAUGCAGCUGGACACUCUGAACACGGAGCUGGCUGGUGAGCGCAGCGCUGCACAGAAGAGUGAAAAUGCAAGACAGCAGAUGGAGCGACAGAACAAGGAUUUGAAAACGAAACUGGGUGAGCUGGAAGGUGCUGUCAAGUCCAAAUUUAAGGCCUCCAUCACAGCUCUGGAGGCCAAAGUCCUGCAGCUGGAGGAGCAGCUGGAACAAGAAGCAAAGGAGCGAGCAGCUGCAAACAAAAUUGUUCGCCGUACGGAGAAGAAACUGAAGGAAGUGAUGAUGCAGGUGGAGGAUGAGCGUCGUCAUGCUGACCAGUACAAAGAACAGAUGGAGAAAGCAAACUCUCGUAUGAAACAGCUGAAGCGACAGCUCGAGGAGGCAGAGGAGGAGGCCACUCGGGCCAACGCCUCCCGCAGGAAGCUGCAGAGGGAGUUGGAUGAUGCUACUGAGGCCAGUGAAGGCCUCACCCGGGAGGUCAACUCUCUGAAGAACCGCCUCAGGCAUGGGGGCCCCAUCAGCAGCUUCUCCUCCAGCCACUCAGGCCGCCGCAACCUCAAUCUGGAUGGUGCUUCUGUAGAGUCAGACGAUGAUGCCGACAGCCGUGCCAGUGACUUCAAUGAGACGCAAACUUCCGGUGUCGAGUAAGAGCAGAAACCUCCUCUCCCCUCUCCUCACUCUGUGACCAGCACCCAGUCGGCCCGCCAUCUAUUCCAUUUCAACUCGCCCAACGGCAGCUCCAAGUGGCGAGAUGUGUUCAGUGAAGCCCGGUAGACUGUAAUCCUCGUUUUGUAUCAUUUUUCUCUGCCGGUUACUAAAAAGAAAUUAUGAAUUUAAAAAAAGUCUCUGCUCCCGGCGAGUUACAGGAGAUGCUCUGCCUUACUGUCACGCUGCUCGUCCGCUUCAUCUGCCCCUCCCUCUCCUUUCCAAAGGAGUGAACGUCUGCGGUCUGCUUAACGAGAAAGUAUUUGUAGCUACAAAGUGCUUUUUAUACCUGUAAAGUAUUACGGUGUGGCGGCUAUCUGAUUUAUACUGGAAUUGCAGGAUUGCAAGGAACUUUGUGUGCUCAAAAAAAAUAAUUAAAGUCUCUUUUAAACCUCA